CGCUAAUUAAAAGUUGUCAACGACUGGUCAUUUUGGGUGCAUAUUGUCUGCAAAACUGCGUCUGGCAAAUUGCGGAGUGGCGUAGAGGAGAAAUGGCGGAAUCUCACAAGCAAGAAGAAUACUUCGAUGUUCUGACGGAAACUGGCGAAAAAACUGGCAUCUCCAAACCAAGGGGAGAUGUCCAUCGUGAUGGUGAUUACCACCGAGCUGUUCAUGUUUGGAUUUUUGCUGAGAGUACACAAGAACUGCUUCUUCAACGACGAGCUGAUUGUAAGGACUCAUGGCCAGGGUUGUGGGAUAUCUCAAGUGCAGGUCACAUUUCAGCUGGUGAUUCAUCAUUGAUCUCUGCCCAGAGGGAGCUUCAUGAAGAGCUUGGAAUAAAGCUCCCGGAGGAUGCAUUUGAGAUGAUAUUCAUCUUUCUUCAAGAAUGUGUCAUAAAUGAUGGGAAGUUCAUCAAUAAUGAAUUUAAUGAUGUAUAUCUUGUAACAACUCGCGACCCAAUUCCUCUGGAGGCAUUUACUUUGCAGCAAGAAGAGGUCUCUGCUGUAAAGUAUAUCUCUUACGAGGAGUAUAGAAAUGUUCUUGCUAAAGAUCAUCCUGACUAUGUGCCCUAUGAUAUAAAUGGACAAUAUGGUCAACUCUUUGAAAUAAUUAAACGAAGGUACUAUGAGAACACUGUGGGACGCACUUUGACUCUACAGAAGCAACUCCAUCGUUAUGCUCCCUUUUCCCUUAAUCCGGAGUUGACAGGGCUUACAGAUGCAGACAAGGAGGCUUUGGUUUUACUUAUUAAGGCUGCAAAAAUCAUGGAUGAGAUCUUUUAUCUUCAGGUUUGGUACAGUAAUCCGGUUUUAAGAGAUUGGUUGAAGAAUAAUGCUGAUGCAACACAGCUAGACAAGCUAAAGUGGGCGUAUUAUUUGAUCAACAAGAGUCCAUGGUCCUGCCUAGAUGAAAAUGAGGCUUUUUUAACAACUGCAGAUUCAGCUUUGAAGUUACUUCCUCAAGCCACAAAACCAGUUGCUGGCUGGAGGGGUAUUGAAUACAGAGCUACAUUUCCUAUGGAAAAACCUCCUGGAGCGAACUUCUACCCUCCAGACAUGGACAAAACGGAGUUUGAGUUGUGGAAGAAUAGUCUAGAAGUGGAGCACCAACAAGAGGCAACUGGCUUUUUCACUAUUAUCAGGAGGCGUAAUGAUUUCAGUUUAAAUUCCUCUCUUUCUAGUAAAACAGCUGACGGCACAAAUCAUCUGGAGUCUGCAUUUGAUCUGCAGUGCAUCCCUUACUCUCAAGUAUAUAGACCUUUGCUCACAGAGGCUGCGGAUCUAUUGCAUCAAGCUGGGGACAUGGUCAGUUCACCUAGUUUGAAGAAAUUGCUACAUACCAAGGCUGAUGCCUUUCUUUCAAAUGACUACUACGACUCUGACAUAGCUUGGAUGGAAUUGGAUUCGAAGCUGGAUAUUACAAUUGGUCCAUAUGAGACAUAUGAAGAUGCACUUUUUGGGUACAAGGCUACAUUUGAAGCAUUCAUUGGAGUUCGGGAUGACAAAGCAACAGCUCAACUUAAAGUUUUUGGUGAUAAUUUGCAGUUUCUUGAAGAAAAUCUUCCAAUGGAUGCUGCGUUCAAGUCAAAAGAGAUCAAGGCUGCUCCUAUUCGUGUUAUUCAGCUUAUUUAUAAUGCAGGGGUGAGUGCUAUGUGA
Molecule: messenger RNA, 1697 nt
Organism: Carica papaya (papaya)
Lineage: Eukaryota; Viridiplantae; Streptophyta; Magnoliopsida; Brassicales; Caricaceae
Source: RefSeq, a predicted model, not a curated record